GAGGACGACAUGGGUCAUCAACAGCUCUACUGGAGUCACUCAGGAAAAUUCGGCCAAAGUUCCCGCUGUUGCCAAGUAUGCUCCAACCGGCAUGGUCUGACCCGGAAAUACAGCCUGAACAUGGGCCGCCAGUGUUUCCACCAGUACGCCAAGGAUAUAGGCUUCAUCAAGUUGGAUUAA
Molecule: messenger RNA, 180 nt
Organism: Ochotona princeps (American pika)
Lineage: Eukaryota; Metazoa; Chordata; Mammalia; Lagomorpha; Ochotonidae
Product: small ribosomal subunit protein uS14-like
Exons: 1
Coding region: 10-180 (56 amino acids)
Biological process (GO): translation
Cellular component (GO): ribosome; cytosolic small ribosomal subunit
Molecular function (GO): zinc ion binding; structural constituent of ribosome
Source: RefSeq, a predicted model, not a curated record